AUGUUCCUGGUCGGACUCUCGGGUGGAAUCGCAUCGGGGAAGAGCACGGUGGUGGCCGUACUCCGGGAACUGGGCUGUGCCGUGAUUGAUGCCGAUGUUAUUGCCAGAGAGGUGGUGCAGCCCCGCUGCAAGGCCUAUCGGCAGAUCGUGCGUUACUUUGGCACCGAGAUCCUCUUGGAGAACGGCGAGAUAAAUCGUGAGGCUUUAGGAAACAUUAUCUUCUCCCACCCGGAGAAACGGCAGCUGCUGAACUCCAUCACCCACCCGGAGAUCCAGAAGGAGAUGCUGAAGCAGGUCCUGAAGUACUUUGUGCUGGGCUACCGCUACGUGAUCCUCGACAUCCCUCUGCUCUUCGAGACCAACAGCUUGACCAAGCUUAUGAAGUACACGGUCUUGGUUUAUUGGUAACGACCCGCCAAGCUCUCUCGGCUGAUGAAGAGGAGCGGGCUGUCCCGGGCGGAGGCAGAAGCUCGAAUCGCCUCCCAGUUGCCGCUGGACGAGAAGCGCAAAUUAGCGAGUCACGUCAUCGACAACUCCGGGGACCGGGAGAGCACGCGCCGGCAGGUCCUGCGGCUGCACGCCCGCCUGGAGGAUUCCCUGGAUUUCCUCUGGGCACGGCUGGCAGCGGGCACGGUUGUAGCUGGGAUUGGAGGGCUGGUGUACCUCCUCCUCCGGCAUUUCAUCUCUUAA
Messenger RNA from Leptosomus discolor (cuckoo roller), 690 nucleotides. The record is from RefSeq and is a predicted model, not a curated record. Lineage: Eukaryota; Metazoa; Chordata; Aves; Leptosomiformes; Leptosomidae.